Drosophila teissieri is the source of this 261-nucleotide messenger RNA. RefSeq lists its product as uncharacterized. The coding region runs from base 43 to 255 and encodes 70 amino acids. NCBI's taxonomy places the organism in Eukaryota, Metazoa, Arthropoda, Insecta, Diptera, Drosophilidae. The record is from RefSeq and is a predicted model, not a curated record. The transcript has 2 exons.
UGGUUAAGGCAGCAGCAGUUCGGCAAAGUAGCUUGUUGCACAAUGUCCAUGCGUCUAAUUCUAAUUGGCUUGGCCAUCCUGGCACUGGCCUACGCACAACCUGUUCCAGAAGCUCCAGAAGUCAUUGAAAAUUCUAACCCCGUCCUGGAGAUGAAUUCAGAAAAACCCAAACUAAAUGCCUACCAACGGACCCUUUUCCUGCUGCUGCCCCUGCUGUUCCCUAACGAGUUCUAUAUACCGACUACUAGCGGCUAAUAAACU